This is a messenger RNA of Rhodotorula graminis WP1, 3270 nucleotides long. RefSeq lists its product as uncharacterized. Gene Ontology annotation, cellular component: Set1C/COMPASS complex. Gene Ontology annotation, biological process: DNA-templated transcription; positive regulation of DNA-templated transcription. Bases 1 to 3186 code for a protein of 1061 amino acids. Lineage: Eukaryota; Fungi; Basidiomycota; Microbotryomycetes; Sporidiobolales; Sporidiobolaceae. The record is from RefSeq and is a predicted model, not a curated record. The transcript has 5 exons.
AUGUCCCGACGCACUCGCAAGCCCACGCUACGCGCCAUCGAGGCCGCCCAGACCGCCAUCCACCUGCGUAGUGCGCCCGCUGUCGAGCAGGCGAGGUCGGCCUCGUCGACCCCGCGCCACGCUUCGCCAGCCUCGAGCGUCGCCUCUGCGGGGCCGGCGGCCGCGCCGGUCAAGCGCAACGGCCGUGCCGUCAACGCUCGUGGUGCCCAGGCGGUCGCGCGCGAGCUGGCGAGGAACCACGCGUCGGUGCCCGGGCUCGGCGAGGAGGAGGACGAGGACGGCACCAUGUACGAGGACGACUCGCAGCAAGAGCCGCAGCAGGACAUGACCCUCUACUGCGUGUGCCUCGGCUACGACACAGGAGAGCAGCCCAUGAUCCAGUGCGAGCACUGCAGCAACUGGUUCCACUUCUCGUGCGUCAGCCUCAACGACGACAUCGCGGCCAAGAUCGAGGCGUACGCGUGCGACAUGUGUGAGCAGAUGGGCAUGGGAGCGACACGCCUGCUCGCAGCUGCUCAAGUCGGCUCAAGCUCGUCGACGGCCUUCUACGCCCACGCCAAGGACGACUUUGACGACGCGACCUCGGACGCCGGCCCGCCUUCUGGCGACGACGACGACGGCGACGAGUCGAUCGACGACGACCACGACGCACCAGACGACACCGACGACGACAUCGACGACGGUAAGCCCGUCCCGUCCAAGAAGAAGAAGCGCAAGACGGCGGCUCGGGGCAAGAAGCGCGACCUCGCCACGUCUGACGAUGACUACGACGGCGAGAUGCACGACGACGCUGCGCCCAAGAAGAAGAAGCGUGCCUCGAAACCUGCUCCUCGCCGUUCCUCGACCCACGACGUCAAGCCGUCGACCUCGGUCGCGACAACCUCGGUCCCCCAGUCCGACAAGACGCGUACCCACGUCGUCAAGCAGCUCACGACCAUCUUCUCGUCCAUCUUCUCGGCGGCCGGCGGCGGCGGCGGCGGCGCAGGUUCGGCCGGCAUCGAGGUCCGGUCGGGCGCGUUCGCCGAGGAGGUCGAGAGCGAGCUGUUCGACGGGUUCGCCGAGGUCGACGACAAGGGCGUGCGAGGACCGCGCGCCAAGUACGUCGCCAAGUUCCGCUCGCUCCACUUCAACCUCAAGUCGAACGCGUACCUGCGCUCGCGCGUCGCCAACAACGAGCUCGGCGCCGCCAAGCUCAUCCACCUGUCGGCCGAGGACCUGCAGACGCCCGAGCUGCGCGCCAUGGCCGAGAGCGUGCGCGCCGCGAGCCUGCGCAACUCGGUCAAGGAGGCGCUCGCGGCGCCGACGGCCAAGCGCACGCACAAGGGCGAGGAGGAGAUCGACAACGAGGCGUCGCGCAUCAUCGCCGCCGAGCAGCACGAGCGCGCCCAGGAGGAGCGCGACAAGAUGGAGGUCGCCCAGCAGAAGAAGAAGGACGAGCGCGACUCGGCGGCCGCAGCGCUCCAGUCGCCCCUCGACGCCGCCUUUGCCGACUCGCACUACUCGGCAGCAUCGCCCGGUGCCGGCGCCGCCUCGCCUGACUCGUCGCGCGAGUCGCCCGCCGCCGCCGCCGCCGUCCGACCCCGGUCGUCGCUCGUCCCGACUGGCGGCUCGCCGGGUCCUGCCGGCGCAGACGAGCGCGAGGGCACCCACAGCGGCGCAGCUUCGCCCGGCUCGCCGUUCGACAACGGCUCGCCUCGCCCGUCGGCCCGGCCACGUCAGAGCGCGUCGAGCUUCGACAUGUCGUCGAUCUGGACCAAGGCCAAGGCCGCCUCGCCGCCCGUCGACUCGCAGCCCGACGCCGCCGCCGCGCCAGGUGCGCCGCAAGAGCCCGUGCCGCAGUCGGACGACCCGUUCGACGUCGGCGGCGCCAAGGCGGCCGACAGCGGCGACGACGACUUUGAGGACGACCUCUUCCGGGACCCGGCCGCGUCGCCGUCCAAGCGCAAGCCCGCCGCGCUGAAACCUCCAGCACUCGACGAGCUGCCGCCAGUCUGGGCGGGCGACUUUAUCGUGCCCGACGAGGGCGGCUUCCCGACGUUCGCCGUCCAGGUCGGCGGUCGUCCGCUCGGCUCGGCGCCAGGCACGUGGCGCAAGCUCCUCCCCAAGGGCCUGACGACCGCCGGGCGCAUCCCGACCCCGACGGCGCAGAAGUACCUCGUCGACUGCGCCCUCGCCCCGACUCGCGAGCUCGUCAUCCUCGCCCUCCUCCCCGACCUGACGGGCCCGUCGACCCAGUUCCCGCACAAGCCCGCCGCCGACAAGUGCCUCGCCAAGCACCAGCACAUCGUCGACCAGUACGUUCGGCGCGACCGCAUCGGCGUCGUCCAGCCGCCGAAAGAGCUCGGCAAGCUCGUCAAGGACAUCUACAUCGUCCCGCUCCGCAACGGCGACGACCUGCCCGACUUUGUCGAGCUCGUCGACGAGCACAUCGUGCCGCCGUCGCGCAAGCGCGACAAGGACCUCGUGCUCGCCGUCCUCGUCGUCCAGAAGGGCGUCCUCCCGACGGUCCAGCCCGCACCCCUCGCCGUCACGACACCUCCCCCAGCUCCUCCUCCAUCCUCUACCUCCACAUCAUUCGUCUCGGCACCUCCUGCCGCACCUCUCGCUGUCGGCCCGGCGCCGUUGCCCGCCGGGCCUCCCUCCUUCCCCUCGUCCUUUGCCGGCUCGCCCUUCCCGCAUCACCCGCCCGGCCCGCCCUCGGCACACCCGCCUUACUCUCCCCCUGCGCACGUCGCCUACGGCGCUCCCCCACCACCUUUCGGCGCCCCUCCCCCUCCCGCGCCGCCCUCGACCGCCGCCCCGCCAGCGUUCGACCCGGUCGCCAUGCAGUCGCUCCUCGCCCAGGUCAACCCCGACACGCUCAACUCGCUCCUCGCCAACCCUGCGCUCCUCAACGGCAUCCCCGGCUUUGGCGCGCCGUCGAGUGCGCCCGCCCCCGUCGCCGCCGCAGCAGCACCGGCGCCGGCGCCGCUCGAGCCCUCGGCCGCGCGCGGCCCGCCCGUGCACCCCUCGCGCAUGGCGCUCCUCGGCGCGGUGCCGCCGGCGGGUCCGGCAGGGACGACGCAGUCGCAGCAGCAGGCGCCGGCGCCGUACGGGGCGGCGAGCGACGGCGGGUGGGGCGCGAGGCAAGGUGGUCAGGGAUACGGCCCGGCGCAGGGAGGCGCGGGAGGCGCGUACGGCUACUGAGGAGGGUCUGUGGGUCGGUGGUUCGUCGGCUCUCUUUGUCGGAUCGUCGUCUGUGUCCCUGUAAUUCGUUCGUGCCGCAUCUUG